UUAUUAAAGUAAAAAUAUCGUUUAUUUUGUUUAGUUAUCAAAUAUGACUGGGUAUACAGUAGUGCAUCUACCAAGUGAAUCCUUUCCGAAAGUAUCUGAAAAACAGAUCGAAAAAAAUGAAACUGAUCAACAUGAAGUUCAAUCGUCAAAUGAUUUACAACAAUCAAAAAGUGAAGAAGAAAAAUGUUCAAUGAUUGUACCCGUCAAAGAUUGUGAAACGCCACCAUCGCGUACAAACUGA
This is a messenger RNA of Rotaria sordida, 241 nucleotides long. The record is from the annotation of a GenBank genome assembly. NCBI's taxonomy places the organism in Eukaryota, Metazoa, Rotifera, Eurotatoria, Philodinida, Philodinidae.